Molecule: messenger RNA, 10807 nt
Organism: Mus musculus (house mouse)
Lineage: Eukaryota; Metazoa; Chordata; Mammalia; Rodentia; Muridae
Gene: Scai
Product: suppressor of cancer cell invasion
Exons: 19
Coding region: 314-2011 (565 amino acids)
Biological process (GO): negative regulation of cell migration; negative regulation of DNA-templated transcription; DNA-templated transcription
Cellular component (GO): cytoplasm; nucleoplasm; nucleus
Molecular function (GO): transcription corepressor activity
Source: RefSeq, marked validated
CUCUCCGCCUACUCCAGCCUCCGCCGCUUCAGCUUCCCGAGCGAGCCCUGCGGCCGCCGGAGCAUCUCCCGCGGCGGAGCAGGAGCCGGAUGGUCAGAGGAGCCCGGCAGUCCCAGCAGCCGCGGAGUCGCCUGGCCCCCAGACUGUCUGGCACAGUGGAGAAACCACCCCGAAAACGGAAAAGCAGAUUUCUUAAGCAACUACUGUCUGACUACUGUCUGGAGAUGAAGAAAUUUUAAAACGACGUCUCUCUCCUCCUGGAGUUUUUGUUAUAUCUGGAGAUAGAUGGACUGAAUUUACUCUUAAAGAAACUAUGUCCUCUGGAGGUGCUGAAGAUGACAUCCCACAGGGAGAGAGGAAGACAGUUACAGAUUUUUGUUAUCUUUUGGAUAAAUCCAAGCAACUGUUCAAUGGCUUAAGAGAUUUGCCUCAGUAUGGACAGAAGCAGUGGCAGUCCUACUUCGGAAGAACUUUUGAUGUUUACACCAAACUCUGGAAAUUCCAGCAGCAGCAUCGACAAGUCUUGGAUAAUCGGUAUGGCUUGAAGCGGUGGCAAAUAGGGGAAAUCGCUUCCAAGAUCGGGCAGCUGUAUUACCACUAUUAUUUACGAACUUCUGAGACCAGUUAUCUGAAUGAGGCUUUCUCCUUCUACUCUGCAAUCAGACAGAGAUCAUACUACUCUCAAGUCAAUAAAGAGGACAGGCCUGAGUUGGUUGUUAAGAAACUCCGAUACUACGCAAGAUUUAUAGUAGUUUGCCUUCUUCUUAACAAAAUGGACGUUGUGAAAGACCUGGUAAAGGAAUUGUCUGAUGAAAUUGAAGAUUAUACUCAUCGCUUUAAUACUGAAGAUCAAGUCGAGUGGAACCUGGUGCUUCAAGAGGUAGCAGCAUUCAUUGAGGCAGACCCUGUGAUGGUGUUAAAUGAUGAUAACACUAUUGUUAUCACAUCCAAUCGCCUCGCUGAGACAGGAGCCCCCUUGCUGGAGCAAGGCAUGAUUGUGGGACAGUUGUCUCUGGCUGAUGCACUCAUUAUUGGUAAUUGUAAUAAUCAGGUCAAAUUCAGCGAAUUAACUGUUGACAUGUUCCGGAUGUUGCAAGCCUUGGAGAGGGAGCCUAUGAAUUUAGCUUCCCAGAUGAAUAAGCCAGGAAUACAGGAGCCAGCUGACAAGCCCACCAGACGAGAAAACCCCCACAAGUAUCUACUCUACAAACCGACUUUCAGCCAACUGUAUACAUUUUUAGCAGCAUCUUUUAAGGAGCUGCCUGCCAAUAGUGUGCUUCUGAUUUACCUGUCAGCCACUGGCGUUUUCCCCACAGGUCGUUCUGAUGGUGAAGGUCCUUAUGACUUUGGAGGUGUACUUACUAAUAGUAACCGGGACAUUAUCAAUGGAGAUGCUAUCCACAAGCGAAAUCAGUCUCACAAGGAAAUGCACUGCCUUCAUCCUGGAGAUCUCUAUCCAUUCACAAGGAAACCCCUGUUCAUCGUUGUGGACUCCUCCAAUAGUGUUGCCUACAAGAAUUUUACAAAUUUGUUUGGACAGCCACUCGUCUGCCUUCUUUCUCCCACGGCAUAUCCAAAAGCUUUGCAAGAUCAGUCUCAGCGAGGUAGCCUCUUCACGCUCUUUUUGAACAAUCCUCUAAUGGCCUUCCUAUUUGUGUCUGGAUUGUCAAGCAUGCGUAGAGGCCUGUGGGAAAAGUGUCAAGAAUAUCUUCGAAAAAUCAACCGUGAUAUUGCCCAGCUACUGACCCAUUCACGUUCAAUAGAUCAGGCCUUCCUCCAGUUUUUUGGAGAUGAAUUUCUUCGAUUGCUUCUCACAAGGUUUGUCUUCUGUUCAGCCACCAUGAGGAUGCACAAGGCCUUUCGGGAAACGCGAAAUUACCCAGAAUCCUAUCCACAACUGCCAAGGGAUGAAACCGUAGAGAAUCCUCACCUUCAGAAGCACAUUUUGGAAUUGGCCUCCAUUCUGGAUGUUCGAAACAUCUUCUUUGAGAAUUCUAUGGAUGACUAUUAAAACCCUCUUGUUUAACAGUUUUUCAUUUUCCACAGAUUUUAAAUGGUGCAAUUUUUUAAUGUAAUGACAUAGUGUGUUACUUGGUUUUUAUUUUUGGAUUUAGGAAACACCAUUUUAAAAGCAAACUGAAAAAAGUUCAAACUUUUAGGGUAACUUUUAAAAUAUAAUCUUUCAAGUCUUUUAAAUUCUCAAUCUUGAAAUUUUUAUUUUUUUGGUCUUGGCAUUAGAUACUUACCUCCAACAUCUACCCCCACAUUCAAAUAGUUACUGUUGUCACCUUAAGAAGAACAUAUAUUGUUUAUUUUUCCAUAAUGAGGACAAUCCAUAAGUUAAACUUGGACCUGGAAGUGUCUGGAUUUGGGAAAUACCUAAUUGUUCAUAGAGGUGAAACUGGCCACAUGAAAGUCAAGAGCAGAGCCCUUCUGUGGAGUUGCUUUUCACUUCACACUAAUCGGUAGGACAUAAGUUACUCUCUGAUGUACAAACUGAUGUCUUGAGAUCUCUGAAUUUCAUUAAAUGAUGUUAAAUUUUUAGAACCUAUUUAGAAUUGUUUGCAUCUGGAAAUUAAAUUUUAAAUAGGAACUUUAAGAUGACAGAUAUUUAGAAUAUGAGUACUAUUAUGAUUUGUUUGCAUAUUUACUUUUCUUUGUGGUCUAUGAAUGCUAAAAAUGCAAAGGAAAAUACUUUUAAGUAUUUCAGCCAAAAAUCAAGUCAUUGGUUUCAUAGUUGGAUCUCUACACAGAUUCUUCGUUGGUUGGUUUUAAACAGUGUUGUAAUGGAUUCCUUGGUAUAUCCGCUGCACAGUUUUUCUAAUCUUUUUUCAUAUUCAAGUUUCCAAGGCAUGGAUGUUAGAGAGACUCUGUGUGAGUUGAGGAUAACUGGGUGUUAAGGAAGUAAAUCGUGAGUUAAUUUUGCUUUAACAAUUUGGAAGAUAUUAAAACUCCCUGUGUUUUGUUAUUUUAUAUUCAUGCACAAGUUUUGUUAUUUUAAAUAGGACUCAAUAUGUAAUAUAAACGUUUUGUACAUCCUUCCCUCCAUCUCCUUGGUAAUCUCAAAGGUCCUAGCUGUGAAGGUUCUUCCUUCCUGGCAUCUUUUGGUUGCAUGGCAUUUAAAUUCAGAAAUCUGUGAAUUGUAGGGUCUUCUGCCUGUGUCUACCCCUGACAGUCCUAGAGAAAUGAGGUGGUUGUUUUCAGUACCUCUUUCCUGUGGCCCUAAGGAAAUUUUUGAUAUGGUAUUUUAACCCAGUUAACUCUCACUAGAGCAUCACGUGGGUGUAAGUUGUGGCCAUAUCUGCUCCAGUGCACUUACUUUGUGAAGUCCAGGUCAUGGUUGGGUCAGGGACUUAGGAAGUUUCAUUUGCUUUUAAAAUUGUUUGUAUGUUCUUUCAGACAGUAUUUUUAAAAGCUUAGAAAAAGGUUAAUCUGGAAAGAGCCCUUCCAGAUAGAGGUUUUUCCUUUUUAAAAGGCCUACUUCCAUUUGUUUGCAAAUCAUGAUUUUCCUUUUAUAAACUUUCCUCCUGGAAUGUAGCAGUAAAUAUUCCUUAGUAGUCUGGCCUCUGUUCCAGUUCCCUUAAGUACUGACCAACAAUGCAUACUUUCCUGUUCCCUGACAUCUAAAGUGGCCUUGACCAGUGUUUUAUUCUUUUUUGCUAAGCCUAAGGACCAGUUGUUUCAAAAGCAAGAGGUCUGAGUUCUAAUCCUGGCUUUUCUAGUAAUGAGCAUGAUAUCCUUUGACAGACAAAUAAUCUGUUUUUUAGCACUCUUCCAUAUAAAAUAGAGCGACUCGGUUAAGAUCCUAUUCCUGUUUGUGAUUCUACAGUUUGGAACAUUUGUUCCAAAAGUGUUGAUUUCCUCCCCAUUGCUUCCAAAAAAGUUGAUUUGUGUGGUUUUAGCACUAUAAUAUCCUUUCUAUAUCGUGUUUACUAAGGUGGUUCAAAACAAACCAAAAAAUCCUAGGUCAUACUUUGCUGUUUUGAGACUUGCUUAAAGAGACUUUCCUGGAGAAAUUAGACCUUCCAUGGUCAGAAAAAAAAUGUAUGUUGCAGAUGCCAGUGUAAAACUAGAUUAUAACAUGGGUUCUUAAACUAAUAGAAAUACAGUUCCUAACUCGUGGUUAAAGAUAUAAAAUGGACCAAAGCUGUGGUUGUAGCUUCUUGGUAGAGCAUUUAGCUAGUAUUCAGAAAUCCUGUGUUUGGUCUUCAUCACUAGGGGAAAAAAAUAUAUUUUUAAGAAAGAAAACAAUAGAACCAAUUUUGAGCUGGGUAUGGUGGUGCAUGCCUUUAAUCCCAGUGCAUAAGAGGCUAAGGCAGGAAGGUUGCAAGGUCAGAGCUAAUCUAGAUUAUAUAGCAAAAGUCCACCUCAAAAACAAUUGUUAAGAGAUCUGAAAUCUUUUGAAAGCAAAACUGGAGUAGGGAAUUUGAAACUUUAAAAAAAAAAUCUUUGCCUUAAAAAAUAAAAACAAACAUACGUCACACAUACCACAUUAUUUUUUUAAUGGCAUUGAAAUGUAAGCAGAGGAGACUUAAAAAUCUUUGCCUUGAGGAUUAAGAUCGGGCUUAGUAUUAGAACCUUGCCUAGCAUGCGUAUAUCCCUGGUUUCCAUCCCUGGUACUUAGAGGUAUAGCAAGAGCAUCAGGAGUUCAAGGCCAUCCUUAGCUAUACAGAGUAAGCUCUAGACCAGCCUGCACUACAGUAUGAGACCCUUUUGCAAAAAUAGAUUUGCCUAUUUUAAGCUCCAUUUAAUCUUAGAAUUUUUAAAAACUUAAAUAGUAAGACUAAAAAAAGCAAAGCCAAGGGAGCAACAUUUUUGUACUCAAAUUGCACAAAUUUCUCUGUAGAUUCUGAUAAAGUUUCUGGUGUCUUAAGAAUCACUAUAAACAAACUAGGAAGAAUCAGACUGUAAGAGACUGGUUAUGCACAAAGCAAAGUGAAGCACAACAGGAUUUUCUUUCUGUAUCCAUGUAUUUCUGAUACUAAACCUUCCCUGUCUUAUAGGAAGCAAGCUGAGAUGUCAGAAGCUACUGGUUAUUUGGUGAUAGACAUAACAAACACGAGCUCAUCUCAGCCCAGUUGCUUAAACUUCUUUCUGUAAUAAACAGGAGGGAAAUUUUUAGAGCUGUAUAAUCUUAACAUAAAAAUUAGGAUUUUGUUCUGUUUUGGAAAUUCAAACCAGUCAAGAUAAGGCUCAGUCAUAGAGUGCUUGCCUAGCAUCUGCAAGGCUCUGUGGUUAAAUCCCAGUAUAAUGAAUAUUCUCGCCAGUGAAUCAGCCACCACUAGCAUUUUUUAUUAAUUAUAAAAUCAGAUUUUUUUUCUUUGAUUUUAGGCAGUAUAUAUUCUUUGUAAGUAUAUCCCUCCUAGGAAGCGGUGCUCUCAAAAACUUUCAAAGCACAGAAUUUAUUGUGCCCUUUAUACUUUUUAACAAAGUUAAAAUGUUUCACAGUUUGGGAAUUGAAGUGUAAUUUGUUAUUUGAGGUUUUCCUGACUCGAGGUCUGGGUUUAGAGUUUGGUUUUGUUUCUUCUCCUCCAUCAUGUAAUAGAAUUCCCUUAAAUAGGUAAUGAUACUGAAUUUCAUUAGUGUCAAGGAAGAAGUCCAGCUCAGACUUCCGAAUCAGACACAGGUCCUUCUGAAGCAUUCUUCUCCAAGUUCAGUCUCUGUCUAUGUCUGAGGUGGGGUUUCAACCUAGUUGAAAAGUCUCACUUAUCCGUGGAGACUUAUAAUCACCUCAAUAACAAGAGAAUGUUCUGGACUGGAGAUGCAUUAAGGUGCCAAUGUCUGCAUACUUGGCCACUGCCAGAAUCAUCCGUCCACUCGGUGUGAGUGGAAGGCUUAAUAUGAAUAUGAAUUUGAAUGCCUUGAGUCUCCUGGAGAUUUGGGAGUAUUUUCUGUUCUCAUGUUUAUUUGGAGAAGUUUAAGAGUGUUUAGGUUGAAGGCUCUUUUUAGAACUUAUUUAUUUGAAAUUCUUAUUUUAAUGGCAUGUGUAUAUUUUUGUGAUGCUAUAUGAAAUCUCUGUAAACUUUUUGUAUAUAUGUGUACAUAUUUUUAAAUAUCUUGGUAUGCAGUGAUGCAGUGUGUGCAUAUUAUAUACCUAUACCCAUUGUGGGCUGAUUUAUUUUAGUUCUGUGAGGACAUCAGAGUGGCAUUGUUCAUGCUACUAUAAUUAGGUUGUGGCUGGAUAUCCUUCACAAGCCUCAAUUUUAAGGGGCUUGUGCUGAGAUAAAAUGGGCUCCUUUGGAGUUGAAAUUAAGAUAUGAAGAUACUAAGAGUAGGCUGCAUAUUCUCAGCUUUAAAGUCAUCUACAAACUUCCAUUUAAAUUGAUAUAUUUGCUAGAAACCUGAAAAACUAUGAUUGUGAAUCUGAGACACCAGCAGUGUCUUACUUAAUCUAUUAGUUCUUUAUUUUUCUUAGCCCAUAUUUGAGUGUUAGUACUGAGUAGGACUUUGAGGGCUAUUGAAAAAAAUUACUUUGCUCUCACUUGAAAAUAGAAAAUGUCUUUUAAGUUGAAAUAGCCAUGUUUAUCAUUAUAAUAUCUGAUGCUAAAUUUUAAUUUCUGAGUUUUUUUCCAUCAGUCUGCUCAUUCUAUAAGUGUCUCUGUGAGGCAGAAGGGACAUUAGCAAAAAAAGGCCAAACCUCAGUGGGCUGGAUAGAGGGGAACUGGGUUGUUGAUGUGUGUGUGUCUACAGCAGCUGUCUGGCUAAGUAAACUUUUCUUGCUGGCAUUGCAUAUCAAAGAUAAGUCCAUUCAUCUGAAAAAUGCUUCCAGCAAAUUCAGAGCCUUUACUUUUAUUGCUGAGUUCCCUGGGAAUACUUUUACUGUACAAUUUAACCAUACAUUCACACACAAAGUAGAUUUCUUAAUAUGAAGUGCCUAAGAGGCUAUAAAAUCCUAGGCUUCUAGCUGAGCACAAUGUGUGGGGCAGGGAGGGUAUCUAUAAUCCCAGUUCUUAGGAGGGGGAGUUAGAAGUUUGAGGCCAGCUUCUGGUGCAUAGUAAGUUUCAGAUUAGCAUGGGCCACAGGAAACCCUGGCUCAAAAAUCCUAAUAGACUUGGGAUGAUAAUGUUGGAGACAGUAAAAUUACAGAAAAUAUGUACGGUGCCAAUUUGUCUGGGUUUUGCAGCAUAUCAAUAUUUUUAGUUCAUGUGCUUAUUUGCAUGAAUGAAUGUAAGGGAUAUUUAGACACUUGGAUAACUUUACUAUAAAGAAUAAAGUUAUUUCUGCAUUGUAAAAUAACUCCAGGGCAACUUUCUACUGUAUUCUUCCAAAGACCAAAUCUCUCUUAUUACUUUUUCCAAAGAGAAAAAUCAGUUUGAGUCAAUUUUACCACUUCUAAAAUUAUUGCAUUUGCCCCUACCCCAUUGUUAAUAAAACAUCCAGCUAUUCAUAACACUUUUCAAUUAUACUCUUAAGGUUAUCUUUUUCCUGAAAUAAAUUAAGGUACAUUAAUGUGAUUUUUUUUUUCCUGAGAAAUCCUAUCAAAAAAUGUUCACAGACUCUAAUGUUGUUUUAACAACCAAACUUUUUUGAAGAAGGCAGAUCAUAUAUUAUGUUUAAAAUUCAUAAAACUGGGGCUGGAGAGAGGUCUGGGCAGUUAAUAAGAACCUCUUUGUGUUUUGCUUAUCUGAGACAGGAUCUCUUUAUGUAGCCCUGGCUGUCCUGGAGCUUCCUAUAUAGAACAGGCUGAACUCACAGAGAUCCUCCUACCUCCACUUUCUGAGUCAUGGACCACCCACCACGCCUAGGUUUAAUUCCUAGCACACACACAGCUGCUCACAACCUUCAGUUCCAGAGCAUCUGAUACAUUCUUCUGGCCUCUGUGGGCACUACAUGCAUGUGCACUGCCUGCAUGUGAGGCAUAGGCAUAUAAUACACCUAUGUGUUUAUUUUCUUUUAAAAAAAAAAAAAAACCUAGUAGGGCAAAGUUGCUACUGUGCCUGUAACUUCUCCCCAAACAGUAACAAAGCUGGUAACUUUGCAGUUCAGCAAAAUAUGAAUUGCUGGGACAACCACGCCUUUCCCCCACAUUCUCCUGAAUGCUUAUGCACACAUAGUCAACUCCUAGUCUUUCCUCAACACUGGAUACUACAUGAGUUAAUAAAAGUAAGAUGAUUCAUCUUCCUCAAACUAGGCCUUCCAUCCUCACUGAGUUCUGAGCACAAGAAUGUAAUUUUCAACAUGCAUUAUAUUAAAUGGAGAAUAAUUUAUGUGACGAUGGAAUCAAUCACCUACUUACAGGAAAGGAAUAACAUAGAAGAAUAUACAAUUAGGUAAGGAUAAAUGCAUUAAGUAUAACUAAUUUGGUACCAUACAAGUAUUUUCUUUGGAAUUUUGUAUGUUUUCUUAAGUGAAAAUCAAGAGUUUCAUUUUUACACAAUACUGUUAUUCAUAACUAUAACAUCAUUUCAUAAUUUUAAAAUAUUUUUCUUUUUGUGCUUUUCAAAUUUAAGUUUGCAGACUACUCAAAGCAGUGGUUUUGAGGGUGUUUUGUUGUUGUUGUUGUUUGUUUUGUUUUGUUUAUAAUAUUGGCAGUAGAUUCCGUUUUAAAAACAGUUUAAAGUAUAUUACAUCGCAUUUGACAGAUUUGCUUACAGGCUCAGUCUGGAUUUGGUCACAAAACAAUCUACAAAUUGCAAAUAUUUUUCCUUUUAAGUGGACAAUUCUAGUCUGUCACCUAAGACAAUCACCUUUUUAUAUGUAGUAUUUGUGGCAAUAUCACUAAUUUCAAAUUUUACUUUUUUCAGAUCCUAGAUUUAACUUUCUAAAUUUUCAUUCUUAUGAAAUGAAAAUUAAUGAACUGAGUUACAUCACUUUCAAAUUGAAGAGAGGAGUUAUGGUUAGUUUUUUUUUUAUAAGUUUGAAGUGAAAGGUAACUAAAUUUUUAUACUUUUGUAUAUAUCACUGUUUUUCCCCCUUGUUUAAAACUGUCAUGAAUGUCCAUUUUUCCCUGGUUCAAAAGUUGAUUUAUAAACAUUAGUUUGAACUAUGAAUUUUUCAUAGCAUGAAAAUUCCAAGCAUGAAACUAGCAUUAGUAACCAUUAUAAAAUGUCAAAUGAUGUUAUCCCUUUCCCUGGUAAACAUUUCCAAACCACAGAGAAAGGCCACUGAUUUUUUUUCCCCUAAAUUAAAAGAUACAGUGGUGUAUUUUAAAGUCUUUAUGGGAAAAAAAACUACUUAUAAGUUCUGUUACCGUUUCCUAAGGAAUGGGUUUGUUUUUUAAGAGUUAUUAUAUCGUUAAAUUACAUUGUGUUGUUCAACACAGUAAUUUAGAACUUGAUUUAUGUGGCCAUUUGUAGUUGCAUAGAAAUACUCUUUUUACCGCAUAGACUAUAAUCGCUAGUUUUCCAAACUUUUUUUUUAUAAGCCUUGCUCUUCAGCUCGAGUCCUGUAUGUUGUAGGAUUCUUAAAAUUGAGGCAGGAAGGUCUUACAGAGUAGGAAAUGCUUAUAGAGAUUACAAGAGAAGGAAUUUCCCCAAAAAAGUUACCCUCAUUUUGUAGCACCAAUAUAAGUAGUAGUUGCAUUUGUCACUGAAUCAGAUGAAGUAGUUAGAAGUCAUAUAUUUUUACUUUGCUGUAAAGAUUAGUAUAACUAAUUUAAGAGAACUUUGUUAUUUUCUGAGCAGUUUCCAUUUUAAGACUUAGUGUCAAUUAGCUUUAUUCAAAGUAUCACUAAAAGUUAAUUAAAUCAAGGGUUUUGGGUGGUUUUUUUUUUAAAAAGUUCUGUUGAUCUUCUUUUACCCUGAAACUAAUGGUGAAUCUGUUGUCUACACUAUGUUAGGCAGAAAUGCACUUGUUGAAAUAGCAGAAACUAUACUUGACUUUCUAAUAGUGUGAAACACUUUUUUUUUAAAUGUGCUUGUCUGUAACUGAAAUGUUAUAGAAUUGUAACCCUGUAGGGAUUAUAGAGUUAUAUUUAUUAGCUCUCAACAGAUUGAAGCACAACAGUUCUCAUGUAACAAUCCUUAUUCAAGUGCUCUCUGUCGUACAAAUAAAGCUGAUUGCCUAUCUAGUUGUUCACACAUCACUAUUAUCCUGUAUGAGACAGUCUUGUUCAUUUGUAUUAAAAUUUGGGUAUUGUGAGUUAAUACUUUCAAAUAAACCUGUCAGUCAGCUCUGAUAUGCAGUAGAUUGUUUAGAUUCACAAAUUUUAUGUGUUACUGGUCAAUUUUGAAGAGACUUUACCACAGUGACUAAGGGGAAAAUUCUAUUGUAUCAUUUGACUUGAACAUUUGUAAAAGUCUUGUCUGUGGUGUUUCUAAAUUGCUUAAACCAUACAUUCUCUUAAGGAUUUUAAUUUGCUUUUGUUCUUUUCCAACAGUCAUUUUCUGGUUUUGUCUGUUACAGUAAACAUUUUAUAGACCUUAGGAAUUGUCAAGUUCUUGAACAUUUAUUUUCUUGAGUUGAUCACUUAACUCUUGUGUAUGUGAUUUGUCAUAAACAAUUAGAGCCUUUCACUUCUUCACUACAUGAAUUUCAGAGUAAACACUGUGAUUCUACAGAGCAGAUUCCAUAGGCGUUCCAAUAUUCUUAACUGUUACACAGUGCCUGUCACUUUGAGGGCACAUAAAUACUAGGAUGGAAAAUAAAACGUUGUUUUGAUGUUUGUUAAAUAACAAGAUUACAGAAUAUCUGUGGGGUUUUUUUUGUUUUUUGUGGUCAGUGUAAUAAAGAAUUUUGCAUUGAUAAAUAUUCUCUAGGAAUGUGUAUACAUUCAUCUAGUGUGAACUCUUGUAAAUGAAUUUUGUAUCUUGAAUCACGUAUAUAUUAAGUGUAUCAUCAAUAUAAAAAUAAACAUUAUUUGCUUAAA